AUGUCUGCGCCAAGGAGGUCAAAGAGAAAGACUUUCGAGGGCGACUAUUUGGAGCUUCCGCCAGAGUUUGCAGAGAUUGAAGCGGCCGAGCAAGCAGACAAGAUCGAAGAACCCGAAGAUUUCCAGGAGAGCAAAACUAUCGAAGAUUCACAGGAUGAUUCUGGUGAAGGACAUGAUGACGAGGGAAACGGCAGCGGAGAAGAUGAAUUUCUUCCCGAAGAUGACAGCGAAGUCGACGAGCUUUCCACCGCUGAAGUUUCUGAUGAAAAAUAUGGCAGCGAGGAGAAAAGGGAAACUACACUAUCGGUGGCUCUGGACGACCCUGACUCUCGGAGCUUCAUUCCGUUCUACAUGGCGGCUAGAGGCCCGAGGAGAACAAUAGAUGAUAAAGUCCUCAAGAAGAAAUUUGCGAUCGGCGAGCGGGAAUUUGGGCCGACAUUCUACCUCAGCGAAAAAUCAUGUCGAAGUCUAGAGGAUGUACUCGAAGUCUGCAACCAGAUGUGUGACAUCCUGAACCGUAUCCCGAUAGAAAUGGAUGACGCACAGUGGGAAGCCGAGUUCUCAAAAGAUAAGUUUUAUCCUUAUGAAGUGAAUCGUUUUGCAGAGAUCACGGCAUGUCACAUGUGGAAUGAACAUUUCAAUUUCGAGGAGAUAGAUGACAUUAGUAACGACAAAAUCUGGCAAGAGAAAGGAUGCAUUGACAUCGCUGGCAGCUCCGAGUUAACCUUUUCGCGUUUCGACCUUGUGACGUUCCCUGAUCGAUUUGAUUUGAGGAAAGUUGCAAAGCUGAAAGCUUUUCCGAAAUUCGCACAACUUAGCCACGGCCUGGAGAACAGCACUGAUACUCAACAGGCAGCAGAGACCAUACUCCAAUAUAUCAGCGUGUCGUUGACUGGAUGCAUCGGAACGUUGGCACAAUUUCGAGCCUUUUCUCAAGAAACUUCCAGGACGCUGUUCAAUGAAGAGGAUCUCGACAGCGAUCCAUUUCGAACCAAAACUGGUCCUCCUGAUGGGCUGCCUUUGUUUGAGGACCCUCCUUUCCUCAACGCGCAAUAUUAUGACAGGCACGGGCUCAGCGCGCGUUUCGCUUUCGUGGCGCUGCACCGAGUGGUGCAAGGUAGUGCAGUGUUGUUCGGACGUCAGGGCCGAAUUUAG
Messenger RNA from Dissoconium aciculare CBS 342.82, 1155 nucleotides. RefSeq lists its product as uncharacterized. The coding region runs from base 1 to 1155 and encodes 384 amino acids. The transcript has 3 exons. NCBI's taxonomy places the organism in Eukaryota, Fungi, Ascomycota, Dothideomycetes, Mycosphaerellales, Dissoconiaceae. The record is from RefSeq and is a predicted model, not a curated record.